Mus musculus (house mouse) is the source of this 1526-nucleotide messenger RNA. RefSeq names its product chitinase, acidic 1 (gene Chia1). Gene Ontology annotation, biological process: chitin catabolic process; carbohydrate metabolic process. NCBI's taxonomy places the organism in Eukaryota, Metazoa, Chordata, Mammalia, Rodentia, Muridae. Gene Ontology annotation, molecular function: chitinase activity; hydrolase activity, hydrolyzing O-glycosyl compounds; endochitinase activity. The transcript is spliced from 11 exons. The coding region runs from base 4 to 1425 and encodes 473 amino acids. The record is from RefSeq and is marked provisional. Gene Ontology annotation, cellular component: cytoplasm; extracellular region.
ACGAUGGCCAAGCUACUUCUCGUCACAGGUCUGGCUCUUCUGCUGAAUGCUCAGCUGGGGUCUGCCUACAAUCUGAUAUGCUAUUUCACCAACUGGGCCCAGUAUCGGCCAGGUCUGGGGAGCUUCAAGCCUGAUGACAUUAACCCCUGCCUGUGUACUCACCUGAUCUAUGCCUUUGCUGGGAUGCAGAACAAUGAGAUCACCACCAUAGAAUGGAAUGAUGUUACUCUCUAUAAAGCUUUCAAUGACUUGAAAAACAGGAACAGCAAACUGAAAACCCUCCUGGCAAUUGGAGGCUGGAACUUUGGAACUGCUCCUUUCACUACCAUGGUUUCCACUUCUCAGAACCGCCAGACCUUCAUUACCUCAGUCAUCAAAUUUCUGCGUCAGUAUGGGUUUGAUGGACUGGACCUGGACUGGGAAUACCCAGGCUCACGUGGGAGCCCUCCUCAGGACAAGCAUCUCUUCACUGUCCUGGUGAAGGAAAUGCGUGAAGCUUUUGAGCAGGAGGCUAUUGAGAGCAACAGGCCCAGACUGAUGGUUACUGCUGCUGUAGCUGGUGGGAUUUCCAACAUCCAGGCUGGCUAUGAGAUCCCUGAACUUUCUAAGUACCUGGAUUUCAUCCAUGUCAUGACAUAUGACCUCCAUGGCUCCUGGGAGGGCUACACUGGGGAGAAUAGUCCUCUUUACAAAUACCCUACUGAGACUGGUAGCAAUGCCUACCUCAAUGUGGAUUAUGUCAUGAACUAUUGGAAGAACAAUGGAGCCCCAGCUGAGAAGCUCAUUGUUGGAUUCCCAGAGUAUGGACACACCUUCAUCCUGAGAAACCCCUCUGAUAAUGGAAUUGGUGCCCCUACCUCUGGUGAUGGCCCUGCUGGGCCCUAUACCAGACAGGCUGGGUUCUGGGCCUACUAUGAGAUUUGCACCUUUCUGAGAAGUGGAGCCACUGAGGUCUGGGAUGCCUCCCAAGAAGUGCCCUAUGCCUAUAAGGCCAACGAGUGGCUUGGCUAUGACAAUAUCAAGAGCUUCAGUGUUAAGGCUCAGUGGCUUAAGCAGAACAAUUUUGGAGGUGCCAUGAUCUGGGCCAUUGACCUUGAUGACUUCACUGGCUCUUUCUGUGAUCAGGGAAAAUUUCCUCUGACUUCUACUUUGAACAAAGCCCUUGGCAUAUCCACUGAAGGUUGCACAGCUCCUGACGUGCCUUCCGAGCCAGUGACUACUCCUCCAGGAAGUGGGAGUGGGGGUGGAAGCUCCGGAGGAAGCUCUGGAGGCAGUGGAUUCUGUGCCGACAAAGCAGAUGGCCUCUACCCUGUGGCAGAUGACAGAAAUGCUUUUUGGCAGUGCAUCAAUGGAAUCACAUACCAGCAGCAUUGUCAAGCAGGGCUUGUUUUUGAUACCAGCUGUAAUUGCUGCAACUGGCCAUGAACCUAAUGCCAUUCUUCCAGAAAUUUCUGCACUCUCCUUUACUCCUCACCAAAAGUAACUAUCUUCCCUUUAACCUUAUGCAAUAAAAUUGGUAGCCAAAA